AUGAAAAAUUCUGGUGUGAUAGACUUCAGGGAAUAUUUACUUGGAGUCCUAGGGAUAGUCAAAGACAAAAAAGCUUUAGAUGUGUUACAGAUAGCUUGUAAGAUAUAUGAUAAAAGCGGACACGGUCGACUAACUUGCGAAGACUUCUGCAAGGCAGCUUGUCAAACAAUAGCCUUAAGUAAAGACUAUGCUAUGGAAGUAUUUGAACAGGUGGAUAGAAAUCAACUUGGUUAUAUUACAUAUGGUAAGUUUCUUUCUCAUGUUGUAACUGGCUGA
Molecule: messenger RNA, 276 nt
Organism: Diabrotica balteata
Lineage: Eukaryota; Metazoa; Arthropoda; Insecta; Coleoptera; Chrysomelidae
Source: the annotation of a GenBank genome assembly